UCCUACGCCAGCCAGAAGAUCCUGGCCAGCAGUCGAGCCUCUCUUUCUCCUUCUCUUCUUCCUUGAUCCCUGUUCCCCUAGAUUGCCGCUGGCCAUGUACGAAAGCCACACGCACAUUGGAGAUUGAUGCGUCCCAAGUCCUCGACAUGACGGGGCAACAAAGCACAUGGUGGUCUCGAGUAAGCGGCGGAGGCAAGGUCGGCUUCGACAAGGCGUGGAACCUCGUCGACAAGCUGGGCGCGCCUGUGAACAAGCUGAGCAACAAGCUGGGCUCCGAGGCCUUUUGGCCCACCACUCUGGACCGGGAGAGUGACAAGGCCGCUCGCAUUCUGCGCAGUUUCUGCAAAACAACAAAGCCCACGCCCGACGGCCCCAAGGCCAAACAGCGCGUCCUCAAACACAUACCGCCAGAAGUCAUCAAGAAUGCAAAAGGUCUCGCCAUCUUCACAACAAUGCGCACCGGCCUUUGGGUCUCGGGCGCCGGUGGUUCCGGUGUCCUGGUCGGCAGAACUGCAGACGGCAGCUGGUCACCUCCAUCGGGCAUCAUGCUACAUACCGCAGGCCUCGGCUUCCUAGUAGGCGUCGACAUCUACGACUGUGUAGUCGUCAUCAACACUCAAAAGGCACUCGAUGCCUUCUCCAAGAUUCGCUGCACCCUCGGAGGAGAAGUCAGUGCUGUCGCAGGUCCCGUGGGAGCUGGCGGCCUUCUGGAAACUGAAAUCCACAAGCGACAAGCGCCAAUAUUCACCUAUCUCAAAUCGCGAGGCUUUUAUGCUGGUGUCCAGAUAGACGGCACCGUCGUCAUUGAGCGGACCGAUGAGAACGAGCGCUUCUACAACGAAAAGAUCUCGGUGGGCGACAUCCUGGCUGGCAAGAUCCGCCAUCCGCCCCUCGAGUGUCGCCCACUCCUGGAAACCAUCAAGGCCGCUCAGGGCGACAAGGACGUCGACCAGUCCGUCCUACCCUCGGCUCCACCGCCGAGUGACUUGGACAUCAACAAUCCAGACCACUUCUUUGGCAUUCCAGACAGAGAAGAUCCAGACCCGUAUGGCGUUCUGGCUCUCGAGAAAGAAGGCAUGAGCAUCCGUGAAGCCGGCACACAAAAGCGCGCCAGUUGGGAACAGUUCAAUUUCCAGCCCGCUCCCACUAGUCCCAUCUUCAAUACCUUCAGCAGACAAAGCUUGGAGAAAACCGGUAGUCGUAAUCGCAGCAGCAGCAAUUCCACCUGGAAGACAUCCAAUCUGUCGCAGACUGCCACCUCGAGUGCCGGCACAGCGCUUGAACAACCUAAGCGAGCAAGCGUCACUCGCUCAAUGUCUGAUAUGUGCACACAAACAGACUUUGCGGAGCCCAUCAGCCCACGUGUGGGUAGCUUCCGCAGUCGUCAGAGUAGUUUGCACGAGAUCGCCGAAGACAGCAACAUCACCUCCGAGCCGCGCCCCAAGAUUGACCGCAAUCCAAGCUCUCGCUCUACUCGCUCGAGCCCGAGACGAUCCUCCUUCCGCUCAUCACACCGACGUGCAGAUAGUGGCAGCGAUUCGCGCUCCGACUCUCCGCCUCAGCAAUCAACUCCUGCCAAGCCCGAGCACAAAGAUAUCGCCGAGGAGAGCUUCGACGAUGUCGAUGGAGAUGGAGAUGGAGAUGGCGACGACACUGCCGACGAAGCCAUCAUCGAAGAGCCUGUGGUGCACUCGGUCCAGAAAGCCACCGCUCCUCAAUUCAUCUCUCGCGCUCGUCUCGUUGAAGUACCGAAGCGUAUCACACCCAAACUUCCUCCCCGUAACCCCAACCGCGGCAGAGGUCCUGUUGUCAUCAACGCCGAACCUGGGGCCCAGCGCACUUCUACCGAGCUUUCAAGCCCCGAAGAAUCUCCCCUCAAAACGAACAAACCUGAUUGGAGUGCGCCUUCGAGUCCAGACAAGCUAGGCGCAGAGAGUAGUAGUUACGCAGACCCAUCGCCUAGUCCCGGCGAAGAAAGAAACCCAUGGGGUCAUAUCCUGGAACAACACCGGAGAAAUGAGAGCAAGGACUCGCUCGAUAUGCCCGGCACAUUCCACUCUCUGCCGCCAACACCAGACGAAACCAGAGAAGGCGCUCCCAUAUCUUGAGACCACCCACGCGCUUCUCAAUGAGGUCACAUCUACACCACUUGUUGCGAUCAUACCCACUUAUCAAAGCCAUGAAGUUCUUGCAAUCUAGGCGGCGAAACUCUGCGAAUACUGCAU
Molecule: messenger RNA, 2225 nt
Organism: Aureobasidium subglaciale EXF-2481
Lineage: Eukaryota; Fungi; Ascomycota; Dothideomycetes; Dothideales; Saccotheciaceae
Exons: 2
Coding region: 147-2108 (653 amino acids)
Molecular function (GO): phosphatidylinositol binding
Source: RefSeq, a predicted model, not a curated record